AUGUUAGCUCAAAAUUUUUUAGAUUUACUUAUUUGCCCUCCAAAUUCAUACCCAGCAUGUGCACCGUGCUGUCCAGACCCAAGCUGCCAAAUAGGACCUGUACCUUGUCCUCUUCUUAAAUAUUGUGACCUGGAGUGCAGACCGAUUUGUAGAUGUAAUAUAGGAUAUUUAAAGGAUAAUAUUAGCGGCAACUGUGUACGACCAGAGCAAUGUCCCAAAUCUCAAAAUUAG
Molecule: messenger RNA, 231 nt
Organism: Diabrotica balteata
Lineage: Eukaryota; Metazoa; Arthropoda; Insecta; Coleoptera; Chrysomelidae
Source: the annotation of a GenBank genome assembly